This is a messenger RNA of Nicotiana tabacum (common tobacco), 984 nucleotides long. RefSeq names its product mediator of RNA polymerase II transcription subunit 22a. Gene Ontology annotation, cellular component: mediator complex. The record is from RefSeq and is a predicted model, not a curated record. Gene Ontology annotation, molecular function: transcription coregulator activity. Gene Ontology annotation, biological process: regulation of transcription by RNA polymerase II. Lineage: Eukaryota; Viridiplantae; Streptophyta; Magnoliopsida; Solanales; Solanaceae.
AAGUCAGUCUCACGCUUUGAGUGACAAUAUUAGACCCAGCACGAAACUCGCUUCCCUCUUCUUCAUCAGUCCGUCACUAUACACCACAAAGAGGAAUUAAGAAAAAACUAAGUAGAAUUUGCACAAAAGAGUUUGAUUUUUAAACACCACCUUCGGGCAGCUUAGGUUUGAGAAUGAAUAAAGGAGGGGUUGGUGGUGGAAGUGGUGGAGGGGGCGGACCUACUGCCGCGGCGGCGGCGGCCGCAGCUCAAAAGCAGAAAAGCUUGCUUCAGAGAGUGGAUGCUGAUAUUGGCAAUAUUGUUGACAAUUUUAGCUUCCUUGUUAACGUUGCACGGGUCAAUGAUCCACCUGUCAGAAACUCGCAAGAAGCAUUUAUGAUGGAGAUGCGUGCAUCUCGAAUGGUCCAAGCAGCUGACACACUGCUUAAGUUGGUGUCAGAGUUGAAGCAAACAGCUAUAUUUUCAGGAUUUGCAUCUCUAAAUGAUCAUGUGGAGCAGAGAACAGAAGAAUUUACUGAACAGGUUGAGAAAACAGAAUGCAUGUUAUCUAGAAUUGGAGAGGAAGCAGCUGCUAGCCUUAAGGAGCUUGAAUCACAUUAUUAUUCUUCUGCAGAAAGAACCAGUAGUCUGCCUUCUUACAGCCAAGAAACAAUGCCCUGAAAAUGGCUCUACCACCAUUUAUACUUUCCCUUCGAUCUGUCCUUUCUCUAUUUCCGCUCCCGCUCUAUCGGCUGGGGAUAAUGUGGCAAGAACUUCAGCUGUUGGCCCCCGUCCUCUUGCUAAGUAUAUUUGUCUUCCUUGAAGGUGUACGUACCAUGAGGUUAUUGGACAAACGAUCUCUAAUGAUGAGAAAUUCAGUUUGUUUCCAACUUACUAUUACUCCAAAACCUUUCAGUUGUAUUUGUUAUUAUCCGUCGACUGCAUUCUAUUCUAAGGAAAAUUAGGGGUACCAAUUAUAGUGGAGGGAGCAUAGUUCAAACUUUUA